Messenger RNA from Symbiodinium natans, 1488 nucleotides. The record is from the annotation of a GenBank genome assembly. Lineage: Eukaryota; Dinophyceae; Suessiales; Symbiodiniaceae.
AUGCAGCAGGAGAUUCAAAGCCUCCAAACCCAGCUUGAGCUUUCCAACAGACGAGCCCUCGAGGCAGAGAGUGGAAAGCAAGAUCUGGUCCAAGUAGUGGGCAGUGCUCGGGCACAGAGCCUGAGGGCUCAAAGUGAGCUGGAAGAGGAGCGCAAUGCAUCUGAGAAGCUGCGCUCGCGCGUGGCCUGCUUGGACGGCGAGCUGGCCUCCGCACGCAAACAGCUGCAGAGCAUCCGCCAGGAGGCCUCCUCUCAGGCCGUGGCCAGCGCGCGCCAGCGCACGGAGGACCUCGAGGGCCGCCUCGCCAAAUCUGAGUCGCUCCGGCAGGCAGCAGAACGACAGCUAUCCACCUCCAAGCUUCGAGCCAUGGAGGCAAGGCAAGCGGCGGAGACAGCCACUUCCGAGCUCAACGGCUUGAAGGCAGUGCUGGAAGAGACACGGCUCAGCAAUUCCCAACGGAUUUCCGACUUGGAGAAGCAGGUCGGAGCUGAGACUGCAAGUGCUCGACGCGCCCAAGAGGAGCUGAUGGCCCUUGCUGUCGAAAUCGAGAGCGUCCGAAGUCAGAUGGGUGCUGCUGUGUCAAGAUUUGAAGAGGAGCAAGCCAAGUGGAAGGAGGACAGGGAGCAGACCCGGCAAGAGCUCCUGGACGAAAAGGAGCAACGUCGCAACGCCGAGUCCCAGCUGCAGCAAGAACUCCGGCAAGCCAAGCUGGAGCGCUUGGACGCAGUGCAGCAGCUGCAGGCCCUGCAGCAACAGUUGCGUCCAAGCGAGGCCGAAGAGUUGCGUUCGCACAGCGCGAGACGAGUGACACCAAGCGAGCGCGAACGGCUUGGACCCACCAAGGCCCCCGAGGAUGCAGCAGACGCGGGGAAAGCGGAGAGCAAGGCACCAGAGGUGCAGGAUUUGAACGGGGAGGCUUCGAAGGCUUCGACGAACUCCCAAGAGGAGCCUUCGAAAUUGGAUCUGACAGUCGAGGCGACAGAUGUUAGGAAGGCGCCUUCCAUGGACGCCGCAGACUUCGAGCGGCGGAUGAACGAGAAGGCACGCUUGAGGACCGAACUCGCUGAUCUCAGGAGAGACCUGGAACAGGCCGGCUUCACCAGCAAAGAUAUCAAGGCUGACAAGGAUGUGGCGCAACUGAAUGAAGCGAUUCGCCGCGUCGAUGCCGACGGCUUCGAAAGCUACAAGAGCUGGGCGAAGAAGAAUGGACUUUGGCUGGCAACAACGAGGAAGGAGUCCUAUACCCAGUUCAGAAGGACGAAGACAAAGCGCAAGAAAGGCUUGCUCACGCACGAGCACACGUCGAACACCCAGCACAGCAAAAGUGCGAAAGCCAGGAGGGCGGAGAGGAAGAAGAUCAUUGUAGCAAAACGGAAACAGCUGAAGGCACAGCGCCGCAAGCAGGCAGAAUUGACUCCGUUGGACGACGUUCCGUUGGAGUCGUCUGGGAUGGAAGAACCAGUGGAGGAUCCAGCGCCGUACAGCUGA